AUGCCAGUGAAAGAGAAACAUCCCAUUAUUGGCAAAGAUCAGCACAUAACCAAGCUCAUCCACGCUCAUGAAAGCCUAGCUCGGUCCGAACUCGACACGGAUCAGUUUCAGAGGGGUACUGUAAAUGGGGCAUAUGUAGGUCUAUUUACAAAUCAGGGUCAGACAAACAAACAGAUUAGCUUCAGUUGUGACUGCUUCACGCUUAUAUUAGCAAUUUCUAUCCAGGUCAUUGAUGGGGAGGUCAUCACCAACAUGAGGACUGCAGCUGUCUCAGCCAUAUCUGCUAAGCUGUUGAUGCCUCCCGGAGCAGAGGUCCUGACAAUCCUGGGGACGGGAAAACAGGCUCUGAGUCAUUAUAAAGUCUUUACUGAAAUCUUCUCUUUUAAAGAGGUUCGAGUUUGGAGCCGGACAAAAAAGGGCGUUGAGAGGUUUGUCUGCUCAGUCGGAGGUCCAGUAAAAGGAUGCAGCUCAGCAGAGGAGGCUGUUAGGGGAGCAGAUGUUAUAGUGACAGUAACUGGAUCAACUGAACCGGUGCUGUUUGGUCAGUGGGUCAAAGCAGGAGCUCAUGUGGCAGCUGUGGGAGCCUGCAGACCAGACUGGCGAGAGCUAGACGACGUGUUAAUGAAGGCUGCUGUGGUGUAUGUGGACAGCAGAGAGGGGGCAUUGUCAGAGUCUGGUGAUGUCCUUCUUUCUGGGGCAGAAGUUUUUGCAGAACUUGGAGAUGUUAUAAAUGGAACAAAAUCUGCUCAAAGGGAGAAGACAACUGUUUUCAAGUCCCUGGGAAUGGGAGUUGAAGAUGCAGUGUCUGCUAAGCUGGUGUUUGACCAAUGGAAGCUUAAAGCCACAAAGUGAUGAGUUUGUUUUUGUCACCAAAUUUUCAAUCUGAACUUUAUAGUGAUGAAAGAAGACGCAAACAGGAGUGUGCAAGCUUUAUUAGUUUCGCUCAAAAUGCAACCUGUGGGCCACUUAGGGUCCCUGAUCUCAGUUCUCCAGCAGUUAAAAUUUUGCCCACCAGGACAGAGAGUCAAGGAGAAUAGUUUUUGAAAUAUAUAUAUAAAAUGAUAUCUACAGUAUAUUAAGAAAACCUGAACUUUAGCACACUUUUAAUGGUUUCUUCAAAUAGCCAGUCUUCUAAAUUAUUAUUUAAUCAGAAUGUUAAAAACAAAGUGGAAUACAUUCUGAUGCACUUUGUAGCACUGUUUCUUUGCAGAAAGAAUGUCAUGUGUUUGAUUCCUAGCCUAGGGUCUCUGUGCUCAAAGAUUGCAUGCCCUUCCAGUGCAUGCAGGGGUUCUCUCUGGUACCUGGUUUCCUUUAAUGUCCAAAACCAUGACUGUUAGGUUAAUUGUCAUCUCUAAAUUGGACAUAGGUGUGAGUGCAUUGUUGUAUUUCUAUGUCUUGCUCUGUAAUACUUUUGCGGCCUGACCAGGGUGUAUUCUGCCUUUUGCUCGUAGACUGCUUUGGCUGACCAUGACCCCACGGAUAAGCCAAAGAAGAUGGAUAGGAGUCUAAAAUGAAUAUGCAUAUUCAAUACUGAAAUUAAGUUGUUACUAAUGUUGAAAUAAAUUACAAAUCAGCUGGCGUCUUUAAGUCCUAAAACCCACUGAUGUAUCUGCUUCACUUGUGAGUUUUUAUUUUUUUAGACGUACAAAUGGUCAAUGGCCUGUAUAGAGCACUUUACACUACAUUCAGUCAUUCACCCAUUCAUGCACAUACUCUCACACUGAUGGUGACAAGAUACAUUGUAGCCAUAGCUGCCUGGCCUUGUGCAAGUAACUGCCUUCAGCUAUCUACACUUACAGCCCUGGGAUAAAAAAUAACCUAUGAGUUAUUGCAACAUUUAUUUUCACUUUGUUAUUAAUAAAGUACUAGUAUAUUGAGUUUCAAAAGCUUUUAAUCAUUUGUCUAAAGGAUGAAUUUGUCUCUUGCAAUCAUAUUAUAUUGAUGUUAUAAUCUCCACCAUGUAUUUAAAAAAAAAACAACAAGGAUGUUUCUGCGUAUUUAUCACAAGUAAGAAUUAUUCAGCAUCCGAAAUAUGAUCACACUUCAAUGUAAAGUGUGUUGUGCCAUAUGCCAUGAUCAUACUUUUUGGACAUUGGGAACCAGUGUCCAUAUUUCAUCUUGACAGGAUGACCAGAGGAGGAAAAUGCAGCUUUGGUGAAUAACAGCUGGGGGACUUCUGCAGCCCCCCCCUUUUUUCAGCCACAGGCAAGUCACAUGGAAGUCACAGAGGUGUGAAAACCUACCCCCCUCUGUGAGGACAGAACA
Messenger RNA from Cyprinodon variegatus (sheepshead minnow), 2265 nucleotides. RefSeq names its product crystallin mu (gene crym). The transcript has 7 exons. The record is from RefSeq and is a predicted model, not a curated record. Bases 1 to 852 code for a protein of 283 amino acids. NCBI's taxonomy places the organism in Eukaryota, Metazoa, Chordata, Actinopteri, Cyprinodontiformes, Cyprinodontidae. Gene Ontology annotation, biological process: thyroid hormone metabolic process. Gene Ontology annotation, molecular function: thyroid hormone binding. Gene Ontology annotation, cellular component: cytoplasm.